AAACCUCCCCAUAUUUUCUCUCUCCUCACUUACCUUACUCAUCUGUCACUCUGUCCCCCCCUCCUACUGUUCUUCCCACUCCCAUUUAAUUCCUUCCCCCUCCUCCUCUCUUCUUCUUCUUCUACCUUCAAUUCCUCAAUCUCUCUCUCAAAUUCUUGCUUCUCCCUUCCCCUUCAAUGGAGGAUUACUACUACCGCAGAAACUACAUUCCCUCCUUCGGCAACUGGGACUGGAACGACCACCUUCCUUUCACCCAGUGCUUCGACUCCUCCACAACCGCCGCUUACGCCGGCGCCGCCCAUGGCUACUCCGAGGUUCGCGACUUGUACGUCGCCGGCGAUUUGUAUCACAACGACGUCGUCACCCCCGCCAUGAUCGUCGUCCCUCGCUCCACGACGAAGCGUCACAGGCAGGUGAGGGAAGGGAAGAAGGAAACAGAUACAGAGACUGAAACUGCAACAGUGCAGCAAAAGGCAACGACCAAACCCAAGCCCAAGCCAGUUGACGAAGACCUCUACAAAAUCUCACCUCACCUUCUCUCUGCCAAGCCCAAAAAGAAGAGAGGGCUGAGUUACAUAGCAAGCUGCUUUGUACCAACUUGUUUGGUGUGAAGAAGAGACCAAUUUAACACCAAAGAGAGGAGAUCAAUGGAACAAAUUUAAUGUAAAUUUUCUUUUUAUAAUCAAAAUAGAGAGAGAGAGGGAAAAGACCAAACAGUGUAUAUGUUUUGGGAGUUUGGUUAUAAAAUAUAAUCUUUAUAGAGAGAGGGGAAGGGCUUUUUGGUAAUUUUCAACUUUAAUUUUUAAUUUUUGGGAGUGUGUUUUUUAAUUUAGGUGUUUUGGUUGGAGGAGAAGUAUUUGUACAAGGUUCUCCCAUUGGUUGCUACCUAUAUUAUUGGAGUUAAUGAAUAUUCUAAAUUUGUAUUAUGUUGUAAGUCCAAAAGUAAAAAGACCUCCAACUUUAUUGUGUGCU
Momordica charantia (bitter melon) is the source of this 972-nucleotide messenger RNA. RefSeq names its product pathogenic type III effector avirulence factor Avr AvrRpt-cleavage: cleavage site protein. The record is from RefSeq and is a predicted model, not a curated record. NCBI's taxonomy places the organism in Eukaryota, Viridiplantae, Streptophyta, Magnoliopsida, Cucurbitales, Cucurbitaceae.